Urocitellus parryii (Arctic ground squirrel) is the source of this 1220-nucleotide messenger RNA. It is a transcript of the gene Wnt5a, whose product is annotated as Wnt family member 5A. Gene Ontology annotation, biological process: neuron differentiation; cell fate commitment; canonical Wnt signaling pathway. NCBI's taxonomy places the organism in Eukaryota, Metazoa, Chordata, Mammalia, Rodentia, Sciuridae. Gene Ontology annotation, molecular function: cytokine activity; frizzled binding. The record is from RefSeq and is a predicted model, not a curated record. Gene Ontology annotation, cellular component: extracellular region.
CUGCCCUCGCUCGGGUGGCGACUUCCUCCCCGCACCCCCUCCCCCUCGCCAUGAAGAGUGGAAUAUUAAGCCCAGGAGUGGCUUUGAGGACGGCUGGAAGUGCAAUGUCUUCCAAGUUCUUCCUAAUGGCUCUGGCCAUAUUUUUCUCCUUCGCCCAGGUUGUAAUAGAAGCCAAUUCUUGGUGGUCGCUAGGUAUGAAUAACCCUGUUCAGAUGUCAGAAGUAUAUAUCAUAGGAGCACAGCCUCUCUGCAGCCAGCUGGCAGGACUUUCUCAAGGACAGAAGAAACUCUGCCACUUGUAUCAGGACCACAUGCAGUACAUUGGAGAAGGCGCGAAGACAGGCAUCAAAGAAUGCCAGUAUCAGUUCAGACAUCGAAGAUGGAACUGCAGCACUGUGGAUAACACCUCAGUCUUUGGCAGGGUUAUGCAGAUAGGCAGCCGCGAGACGGCCUUCACGUAUGCGGUGAGCGCCGCGGGGGUGGUGAACGCCAUGAGCCGGGCGUGUCGCGAGGGCGAGCUGUCCACCUGCGGCUGCAGUCGCGCUGCGCGCCCCAAGGACCUGCCCCGAGACUGGCUGUGGGGCGGCUGCGGCGACAACAUCGACUAUGGCUACCGCUUCGCCAAGGAGUUCGUGGACGCGCGCGAGCGGGAGCGCAUCCACGCCAAGGGCUCCUACGAGAGCGCGCGCAUCCUCAUGAACCUGCACAACAACGAGGCGGGCCGAAGGACGGUGUAUAACCUGGCCGAUGUGGCCUGCAAAUGCCACGGAGUGUCUGGCUCAUGUAGCCUCAAGACGUGCUGGCUGCAAUUGGCAGACUUCCGCAAGGUGGGUGACGCCCUGAAGGAGAAGUAUGACAGCGCCGCGGCCAUGCGGCUCAACAGCAGAGGCAAGUUGGUGCAGGUCAACAGCCGCUUCAAUUCACCUACCACGCAGGACCUGGUCUACAUCGACCCCAGCCCCGACUACUGCGUGCGCAACGAGAGCACGGGCUCCCUGGGCACGCAGGGCCGUCUCUGCAACAAGACGUCGGAAGGCAUGGACGGCUGCGAGCUCAUGUGCUGUGGCCGCGGCUACGACCAGUUCAAGACCGUGCAGACGGAGCGCUGCCACUGCAAGUUCCACUGGUGCUGCUACGUCAAGUGCAAGAAGUGUACGGAGAUCGUGGACCAGUUUGUGUGCAAAUAGUGGGCGCCUGCCCGUCACCUAGCCCCAUUCCCA